AUGCCCAAUGUCACUGCAACAACUGGAUUCAUCCUUACAGGGUUCUCUGACAUCCAGGAGCUACAGACUUUAUGUGGAGUUCUCUUCCUAGUGAUGUACAUGGCAGUCGUAAUAAGCAAUCUCAUCAUCAUCACUCUCACCACCAUUGACCUGCAGCUUCAAACACCCAUGUACUUCUUUCUGAAGAAUGUGUCCUUGUUGGAUGUCUUCUUUGUGUCUGUUCCUAUUCCAAAUUUCUUUGUCAAUAGCCUAACUCACAACAAUUCCAUUUCCACUCUUGGUUGUGUCUUCCAGGUAUUUUUAAUGACUUCAUUUGCAGCAGGAGAAGUAUUUGUCCUGACUGCCAUGUCCUAUGACCGCUAUGUUGCCAUUUGCAAUCCCUUGCACUACCAAUCCAUAAUGAGUAUUGGUAUAUGUAUGCUGAUGGUGGGUGUUUCCUGGGCUAUUGGGGUAAUAAUUGGAGUCUUAUAUACAGCUGGCACAUUUUCUCUGCCCUUCUGUGGCUCCAAAGUGAUCGUCCAGAUUUUUUGUGAUGUUCCCUCAUUGCUAAGGAUUUCAUGCUCCAAAACACUCGUGGUCAUUUAUUCAUGUCUUGGAAUUGGUGUUUGUGUGGCCAUGUCUUGCUUUAUCUGUGUGGUGAUCUCUUACUUUUACAUAUUCUCCACUGUGCUUAAGAUUCCUACUACUAAAGGUCAGUCCAAAGCAUUUUCCACGUGCAUCCCCCACCUCACUGUUUUCACUGUUUUCAUAGCUACUGCUUGCUUUGUCUAUCUGAAGCCUCCCUCAGAUGUACCAUCAAUCCCCGACAGGCUCUUUUCUGUGCUCUACACUGUGCUACCUCCAGCUCUGAAUCCUUUGAUCUACAGCCUGAGGAACAGUGAUGUCAAGUGUGCUCUGAGGAGGUUGCAGCAAAAUAUCUGCCCAAGGGUUUCACUUCAUUUAAAACUUCGAAGUAUUUUUCAGUGGUAUAGCAUCUCACAAGUUACAAGCAAGAUUUGUAAUUUUUGA
Molecule: messenger RNA, 1008 nt
Organism: Peromyscus leucopus (white-footed mouse)
Lineage: Eukaryota; Metazoa; Chordata; Mammalia; Rodentia; Cricetidae
Product: olfactory receptor 14A2-like
Exons: 1
Coding region: 1-1008 (335 amino acids)
Biological process (GO): G protein-coupled receptor signaling pathway
Cellular component (GO): membrane
Molecular function (GO): olfactory receptor activity; G protein-coupled receptor activity; odorant binding
Source: RefSeq, a predicted model, not a curated record